Molecule: messenger RNA, 1359 nt
Organism: Aspergillus melleus
Lineage: Eukaryota; Fungi; Ascomycota; Eurotiomycetes; Eurotiales; Aspergillaceae
Product: phosphotransferase family protein
Exons: 2
Coding region: 1-1359 (452 amino acids)
Source: RefSeq, a predicted model, not a curated record
AUGGUUCGUUUCCCUCGUGUGGGGAGGGUCUCUGACGACUACGCCGACGAGAAGGUAGCUAUGGAGGUGACGGCUCUGAAUAUUAUCCGUAACAGGACCACUAUUCCUGUUCCCAGGGUCCAUGCGUGGGGCCCGGCGGCCACCAAUUCACUUAGUCUAGGUCCGUUUAUCAUGAUGGACUUCAUUGACGGUGUGAGCCUUAACGACCUCCUUCGGGACCCUGACGCCGAGCGACCUAGCAGAGUUAUGAGGGAGAAUAUCAGCGAUGGCGAUGUUGAAUUUAUCUACAGGCAGUUGGCAAAUUUCCUGCUCCAGCUUUUCAAGCUCGAUCACGACCGCAUCGGUAGCCUUACGCCGCCACGUACUGAAUCGCAAAGCCCGACACCGCAACGGCCGCUAACGUUUAAGGCUCAUAGCAUCCUACAGAACGGAGGCGUCAACACUUUCGGUGAUCGAGCCCAGGGGUUCGCGACGACGACCGAAUAUUUUGAAUAUGUCCUUACACAAGACUGGGACCAGCUUGUCCACCAGCCGAACUCGACCGAUGAUUCGUAUGAUGCUCAAACCAAAUACGUGGCUUUCAAGAUCCUAAAAAGCCUGAUACCUGACUUGGUCCACGCGAAAUAUGACCGUACCAAGUUCAAGCUGAUUUGCGACGAUCUCGGCCUAGCGAAUCUAAUUGUCCGGGGCAGGGAAGAUCUCACUGUCGUUGGAGUUGUGGAUCUGGAAUGGUCAUACAUCGGACCCGCGCAGCUGUUUGGCUCAGCGCCAUGGUGGCUUCUCCAAGACAGGCCCGUCAAUAGCACGUGGGAUUGCACGGAUGACGAGCCGCCUAAGAUUGCCGCCCGGUACUUCAGAUGUCUAGAGCUUUUUAUACGUGUCCUGGAGGAGGAAGAAACUAAAAUGCCUGAGCAUAAAGACAGAGAGCUCUCCGAUCUUGUCAAGUGGUCACAGGCCUCCGGGGCCAUGUGGCUCCAUAUGCUCAUCUCAUCUGGCUUCAAUGAUUAUCGCAGCUUUCCUUUUACCCAGUUGCGCCGACAUUUUGGGACCGAGUGGACGAGGCGCGAGAAGAUAUUUGACAAUGCAGAGGAGCUUGAGGUGUUCGCGGCGAGGAAGGUGAGCGAGCUGGACAAGUAUGAUGAAGCUUUGGACGAGAUGGAGGACGAGAAAGCGCUUGUGGAUAACGGGAACAUGACAAAGGAGGAAUUCAUAGCCAACAACCUAAUAACAGAGCCAGGCUCCAUCCCUCGCUCUCCCUCGUCUGCCCUUAACGACGAUCCAAGAAAUGACGAUGGUUUGUUCUACAAGGCGGUUGCUUGGCUUGGCUUGCAAGCUGCAAACUUGAGACAUAUGUGGUAA